This is a messenger RNA of Amorphotheca resinae ATCC 22711, 2907 nucleotides long. RefSeq lists its product as hypothetical. Bases 1 to 2907 code for a protein of 968 amino acids. The record is from RefSeq and is a predicted model, not a curated record. The transcript has 7 exons. Lineage: Eukaryota; Fungi; Ascomycota; Leotiomycetes; Helotiales; Amorphothecaceae.
AUGGCAAGGACGAGGCUACCCAAUGAAGCUCCGGCCAGGGCCGAAGCCAACGGCUACCGGCGUGGAUAUCAUCGAGAGACAGACCGUCUAACAGGUAUUAAGCAAUAUGGCGAGAAGGAACUGAAGGCACAGGACUUUAUUCUCGAUCUUUACGUCACGUGGUGCUGGAAGUAUGGUACAGAUGAACAGGACGGGAAACCUCCUGCCCCUGUGGACCGGGACUCCGUUCGAGCUUCUGUUCUCCGCAAAGGUGCCCCAGCGCCCUUAACAGUAGAUAUUAAAGAUUUCCUUCGUUUCUACGUCAAGCAGAGCAAAGGACGUAUCAACACGUAUUCGUCGGUCAAGUCUGUUCUAAAGCAAGCUGAACCCUUCUUUAAAGGAUUUGCGAGGGUAACCGGGACACUGACUGUAGAGGAGGAGAAGUCUGAAGUUUACAAGUGGGUAAAAAGAGUACUGCCUACCGAAGGCGAUACCAUUAACCAGUGCUUGCCAAAACAUAAUUUUGGUCAACCGGAUUUAGACAGAAUCCUCCUUGCGCUUUGGACCCGCUCAGAUCUCAAAUACCAUGAGAGGUAUAAAAUCCAAUUCACCUUCCUCAUUCACACCUACUGCUGGACCGGCGCACGCAUCAAUGCCUUCUUCAAGGGAGGUCUCCGCUACAAGGAUAUCCACCUUGUUUUACGACGACGUGCAGGUGGUCACGGCAGUGAACUUAUUUGGAAGAUUGAUCAGCGAUGGGUCAAGAAUAAUCGCAAUCCGAAUACUGUUGUUUUCAGCGCCGCUGGGAAAGAGCACUCGAGACUUCUCUACAAUGACGGAGCAAUGCUCCUCACCUUAGCCUCUGCCGACAAAGCUCUCUUCGGGUUCGACUCUCUAGAGGAUUUGUGGCAACAGGAAAUCCCGCCUGGCGAGACGCACGUGGUCCUUAGAUGGAAAGAGUCUGUGGAGGAGCUGCCGAUCCUGCGUCAGAUCAAAAAGGGUAUCGUAACAGAAGAUCCGUGGUUACUAUCUUCGUUUACGGCCAUGUUUAGGGAAGUUCUAGAUAUUGAAGGGUAUUCGAGUGGUGCGGGUGUGCACCAGAUCCGUCGCGAUCUUGGCAAGAAGGUCGAUAGAGACUAUACGGAAGUCGAGCGUUCUCAGCACAUCCUACAGUCUGACCCCCGUAUAUUCGGGCAAAGUUAUGUCGCAAAUACCUCGUCAGUAGAUGGGCAAGCAGCCUUUCUCCAAGAAACGGCCGAUCACAGUGUGAUAGAGUAUUUUCAGGGAUUAGAGCAGUUCCGCGAGCCUGGCGCGCCAAUUCGCCUCCCCAAGGCCAUGAAGGCCGAUUUGGAGAAGGAUCCGGAAGUUGUGGCCCUACAGGAGAGAGCGUCUACCGCUAGCGACUCUCGGGAACGCGAUGAGGCGAGGAAAGCCCGCGAGCGUCUACUCAAGAGGCUAGAGCACAGGGCCUUUAUUUCGUUCCGACAUCGUUGGACCAGGGAACGCAGAGACUGGAAAAUCUUGACUCGGGGUAAAGUCUCAUCGGAAGUUGAUACGGAUAAUGGCCGACUAAUCCUGCUUAUUCCCGAACGGGCUCGUAUCGCAGACAAGAUGAAACGCGAAUCAGGCUUAACUAUGAAUGAAAUGCGCGACGCGACACGAGACCUUCUAACUCUGUGUACGCGAGAUUACACCGUCUUCUUUCGCCCGGGUGAAGAGCCAAUAAAUGGGUUGUGUCCGGUCUGUAACCGGGAGAUGCACACUAUCGAGAAACGAUAUCGGAGCGAUCAUAUUCACGGCUGUUGCAAAAAGGAGAGGGCUAACGAGAUCGGCCAAAAAGUAUCCUGUCUGAGAUACUGCUAUGAUUGUAUGGAAUGGUACGUUCAGGGUAGCGAGUGGGAUGAGCACUGCCAGAGGCACCUUUCCGAUCUGCCGAAGAUCCUGGGGACAAUGACUUACUGCAGCACACUUAUAAAGCCUGCGUUCUGCCCAUUCCACCUAGCGACGAACCUACCCGCGUCGGAGAGAAUGCAGUCAUGGGAGCGAGACGCCGAUGCCCUCCGCCAUAUGAAGAAUGAGCACCUAGGAAAGGUGAAUUGGCCAUCUGCUAUCUGCUGCGAUAAGGAGUUGGAAGAUGAGCAGUCGUUCUAUUACCACUUGAGCGAUUGUCAUGGCUACUCCCUCCAAAGUUUGAACGCUACUCGUAAGCGAAAGCGACAGGAUGACGGUACGGGCCAGGCGAAGAAGAAGAGGAAGGGGGGGGAGGAGGAGGAGGAGGAGGAGAAGGUGAAGGAAGAGAAGUAUUGCGAAGUCCCUGCCGGGGAAAGAGCGUUGACAGUAACGAGACGGGAAGCCGACCCUACCUUACCUGUCAUAAAUGGCGACGACACUAGCAGAUGUUCAACAAACUCCAGGCAGGCAUUUACGGAUGCCCACGCCCUGCUAGACGGAGCCCCUCACUUCCGUCGUGCUAUGUCUUUAUGUUCAAGUGUCGACGGCGACUCAGAGAGACUAGGGGACUACGGCUUUGAACCGACAGACUGUUUUAUAUCCCGUUACGUGAACCCGUCUCCUUCGCCGACGCCUAGCAAGUGCCCUGAAAUCUACGGCCCUAAAUCGCAAGACCCGGAUUGUUUUAUCUCCCACUUCGUCAAGCUGCCUCCUCCUUCGCCAACGCCACCUGCCAAGGACGAGCACGAAGCCCCCCUUAAUCGUUCCCUUGCCACAACUGAUCGCAGCAUCAUCCAAGCAAGUAUCGAAGGAUCCUAUUCUAAUACUAGCGACAGCAGGAACCCAAAGGGGCCACGAAUCAAGCUGAAGCUUAAUCAUAGACCGCCUAAAAUCAUCCUCCGCCUCGGAGAGCCUUCGAAGGACCGACGACGGGCAGGGAAACGACAAGGGGGCAGCAAGCGACGUGGCAAAGCAUAG